UGCUUAAUACUGUAGACACGAGUUUUUGAUCUCACAAGUAUACGUACUAGCUAUGGGGAAUGUAAUAGGGAACACUUCUAAGCGUGCAUCUCGGUUUGCGAAGAGAUUUAAUCUAGAGAAUCGAGUAAACAAGGUACUCGAAAAAGAUAAACCAGAUUUGGCACCAAGACACGAAACUACAUCGAAAAUUUUGGAACAGUUUGCAGCCGACAACCCAGAACUAUAUGAGGAGCAAAAGAAGAAAGAUUUAGAUCUCCACGAAAGACUAAAACAAAUUCGACUGGAGUCAACAGGAAGCCUUCCAGAGAUAAAAUCACGUCGUUUGCCUGAAAGGGACCGUCUAAAUGAGCCAAAAAUUUCAGGAUACAGAGGUUUUCUAGAUCAACAGAAGGUGCCAGAGGGGAGAUUGUCUAUUAGAGAUGCAAUGAAGAUCCUUGGAAAAGUUCAAAUAUCACCUGUUUCAGAUCCAAGUGCAGUCAAAAAUAUAGCAAAGGAAUAUAAAUUAGAUGAAUUGCAUGUGAAACAGUUAUUGAGACAUUUUAAAGCCAUGGAAAUGAAAUUUCCAAAUCAUUUACUGAAGAAACAUCCAAGUCUUGCUGAAAAUCUAGCAAAAGCUGGACAAAAGAGUUUGGAUAAUUGGGUUUCUGGUAUAAAAUCAGACCAAGAGGCAUUUGAAAAUUUAAAAACUGAGACCAAGGAUAAUGUUUCUCAAAGAUGGAAGAACUAUAACGAAAAAAUCCGACGUGUCCCUAAAGAUGAGGAGGAUGAAGACUACGACUGGACAGAAACAAAAAAACAAUUGAAUAUAGAAAGUAGGAACAAGGUGUCAACUGACAAACAUAGUGGAGAGGGUGACGCAAGGGAGGCAACUGGUGACAAAUCUGAUAUACCGAAGAAAUCUUAACUUAAUUUGUACAAGUGUCAUUCAUUGUGACAACAAAAGCAAAUUCUCAUUGUUUCAUGAAUGUGAUGUGUGGUUUUAGGACAUCUGACCUGAAUGGUUACCUCUCUUGGUACCUCCAGAUUCUCGACUGAUUUGAACUCCAGCUGUAACUGGCUGUUGAGUCUGGUGUGCCACAUUGGUAUCAGUGAUCAACAAAUGAAGAUAAUAUUACAGUUAUACAAAUUGACAUCUAAUUAUUUCAUAUGUUUUAAGUAAUUGCAACAUAACAAUAUUCAUCUGUUUGAGGUGCUAAAAAUAGCUUCUGCAAUUUACCCGAAAGUUACGUAAUAAAUCUACAGACAGAUAAGGGGAAAGUGUGACAAGGAAUUACAUGUAAACAUCUAUAAUGAAUAGAUCUAAAUUUACUAGUAGUACACAAGGUAAUAUUCUAACAGAGCACAUCUGAUGUUCAUGUUGAGUAAACAUUACAAAUGAUUAUACCUAUAAUAUACGAUCACUUAAAUACAAUUAACUCGAUAACCAUUCAUUAUAUAUGAAUAACAAAUUUCACAACCGCCACAUUGGCUGCCAUUUUGAAAAAUAUAUUUUCAAAUUCUUCCGCAAUUCGACUGGUUGGAUGGAGUUGAAACCUCCCAGGAAUUAGAAGAUUCUCCUGAAUUUCCACGUGGAAUCCCAGUAAUUCUUGGUACCACUACACUGUCUGUAUUUUAUACUACCUACACUAGUACUAAUAGGGUAAUUAUAGUCUGGUGACUGUCCAGCCAUAUACAUGUGCUUCUUGUUAGAUUUAAUGUACCAAUUGUAUGUCAGUUAUGAAAAAAAUUGCAUUGACAAUAAAUUGUUUCAUUUGAUAUUUGUGUACAAGAAAUGUGGAUUAGAUCAGGUUAAAUACAAGUAUCAUGAGGAAAUGUGGAUUAUAACUGGUUAAACACGUAUAAUAAGGAAAUGUGGAUUAGAUCAGGUUAAACAUUAGUAUCAUGAGGAAAUGUGGAUUAGAUCAGGUUAAACAAAUUAGUAUCACGAAGGAAAUGUGGAUUAGAUCAGGUUAAACACGUAUAAUAAGGAAAUGUGGAUAGAUCAAGUUAAACACAUUAGUAUCAUGAAGGAAAUGUGGAUUAGAUCAGGUUAAACACAUUAGUAUCAUGAGGAAAUGUGGAUUAGAUCAGGUUAAACAUGUAUUACAAGGAAAUGUGGAUAAGAUCUGGUUAAACACGUAUAAUAAGGAAAUGUGGAUUAGAUCAGGUUAAACACGUAUAAUAAGGAAUGUGGAUUAGAUCAGGUUAAACAUAAGUAUCACAAGGAAAUGUGGAUAAGAUCAGGUUAAACAUGUAUUACAAGGAAAUGUGGAUAAGAUCUGGUUAAACACGUAUAAUAAGGAAAUGUGGAUUAGAUCAGGUUAAACACGUAUAAUAAGGAAUGUGGAUUAGAUCAGGUUAAACAUGUAUAAUAAGGAAAUGUGGAUUAGAUCAGGUUAAACAUGUAUGAUAAGGAAAUGUGGAUUAUAUCUGGUUAAAAACAAGUAUCAUGAAGGAAAUGUGGAUUAGAUCAGGUUAAAUACACGUACAAGGAAUUGUGGAAUAGAUCCGGUUAAAUACAAGUAUAAUAAGGAAAUGUGGAUUAGAUCAGGUUAAACACAAGUAUGAGGAAAUGUGGAUUAUAUCAGGUUAAACAUAUUAGUAUCAUGAGGAAAUGUGGAUUAGAUCAGGUUAAACAUAUUAGUAUCACAAAGGAAAUGUGGUUAGUACUGAAUGCUAAAUGCAUUUUGAUGAAAUUUGGUCUGAGCAUUAUUGGGUAAAGUAGAUCUAACGUAUAAACGGAGGAUGUGGCUCCCAUGGGACUAGAAAGACAAAUGAAAUCAAAUGUUGUAUAAUUGAAGGAUGUGGCACACUUUGGCUGGGAGAAAGGGGACCAAAUAUGGGAAAUACAAAAAAAAAAAAAAACUUAAAUAUACAUUCUCUUUUUCAAGAAUGACAUGAUUAAGUUCACCUGUAGUUUGAACCAUUGUUGGGAGAGACAGUGUAAAAGUAGGAAAAUAUUCAAAUAUAAACAAGGACAUAGUCGUCAAGAUCCCCGCCCAUGCAAAUAUUGUAUUACAUGAAAUUAAAGUGGACAUCAUGCAUAAAAACAUAAAACACAUGACAUAGCAUUUAGAAUCAUAACAUGUAUUUGUGUUCAGUCAUCAAAUUCCUGUGAAAGUGAUCAACAUAAUAGUAACAAGUCUACGGGCCGAAAGCUAUCAGCCAAUCAGAUCACAGCAGCCUCAUUAAAUAUGCAUAGCAUAUGCCGAUAAUUGAACUUGAGCAAGGAGUUUAGGUAAUAAGUCUACCAAGAAAGUUUCAUCAAAAUCCAAUGAUUCCUACAAAAGAUACCGUGAGAAAAGCAAUCGGCCAAUCAGAUCACAUCAGCCUCUUUAAAUAUGUGUGGAAUAUGCCGAUUAUCGAACUUGAUUGAAGAGUUUAGCUAAUAAGUCUACCAAGCAAGUUUCAUCAAAAUCCAAUCAUUCCUUCAAAAGAUAAUGUGCGGAAAGCAAUCAGCCAAUCAGAUCACAGCAUCCUCAUUAAAUAUGCAUGGUAUAUGCCGAUAAUCAAACUUGAGCAAGGAGUUUGGGUAGGUCUACCAAGAAAGUUUCAUCAAAAUCCAAUCAUUCCUUCAAAAGGAACCCAUCUGUAUAUCCCCCGCCAGUAUUUUGCCAUAAUUACUGAAAAAUCCAGGUAAUCAAUGCAGGGCCUGUGAGCCUCUUGUUUUCUCAAACUUCAUAUCUAGCUUUCCCUUUGUCCGUAGUUUUGUCUAUUUGAUUUUGAGUCCAGGAAAAGAAUGGCUAACAGGAGGUCAUCUUUGAUUUUGACAGUUAAAAUUUGUAAUUAAUAUUUCUCAGAAAGUUCUUCAUAUGAUCAAGAGGAAACAAGGGCAAAGUAGAGAAAAGAUAGGUCUUUCAUACGAUCAUUAAAAAAGGUACCAAUCCCUCUGCAUGGAUCUCAUUAAUUAUUAGGAAAUUUACUACAAAUGUCAUGCAUCAGCUUACAUCUUAAGAGCCUGGCCCUAACAUAAUGAAUAUUACACGUACUAAACCUGUAAAAGUUAAGGAUGAAACUGCAACCUUCUCUGGUGACCUAAAAUCACAUCCACCUAAUGAAGUAGAUGGUGGAUUAAAAAUCAGCUUAUCUCCACCAAUGAAGGCGAUGGUGGAUUAAAAAAGAGCUUACCUCCACCCAGUGAAGAUGAUGGUGGAUUAAAAAUCAGCUUAUCUCGACCUUAUGUAAAUAGUGGAUUGAAAAUCAGCUUAUCUCCACCUAAUGAAAGUGAUGGGAGAUGAAGUCCUUAAGUUCCUCACCAAUUUUUAGCUCAAUCAUACCAGUGAAAAAGGGAGGAAAUCUGAAAAUGUGUUUUCGAGAUCACAGCUGAGCCAUCUUGGAUUUCAAACCAACCCGAAAAAUAACAUCUUUUGGUCAUGCAUGACCUUUUCCAGAUUAUCUAAAGCUGAAUUUAAGAUUAUUUUGAACUGAAUCCCACAGGUGGGAUUUAAGAACACAUGGUGGACUUUCCUUAACUAUUUUGCCAACCUUUAGCACAAUCCACCAAUAGAAAUGAAGAUUAAAAUGUGUUUUUCAAGAUUGUGGCCAUGGUAACUAUCUUGAAUUUGAACUGACCGAAAAAUAACAGUUGGUCAGAGCAAUCUAAGGAUCAUAUAGGCAAGUUUGAGCUGAAUCAAAUAGGUGUAACUUAAGUUUGAAAUGUGUUGAGAUUACACACGGCAGGCAAUGAGGUACCAAGUUUGAUGGCUAUAAGUAAAGUCUGCAAAAACUCUUAGUCUAAUUAAAGGUGAAGCAUUCUUGCAUUAAAGUAUAUUGAAAUAGAAGACGAGCCAUCUUGGGGCAAAGCAUGCAACUCCUCUGGAGACAGAAUUCUGUGGCAUACCUAUUGUGUGACUCCUAUGGAGUCAGAAUUCUGUGGCAUACCUACUGUGUGACUCCUAUGGAGUCAGAAUUCUGUGGCAUACCUACUGUGUGACUCCUCUGGAGUCAGAAUUCUGUGGCAUACCUACUGUGUGACUCCUAUGGAGUCAGAAUUCUGUGGCAUACCUACUGUGUGACUCCUCUGGAGACAGAAUUCUGUGGUAUACGUAUUGUGCGACUCCUCUGGAGACAGAAUUCUGUGGUAUACGUAUUGUGUGACUCCUCUGGAGACAGAAUUCUGUGGUAUACCUAUUGUGCGACUCCUCUGGAGACAGAAUUCUGUGGUAUACGUAUUGUGUGACUCCUCUGGAGACAGAAUUCUGUGGUAUACCUAUUGUGCGACUCCUCUGGAGACAGAAUUCUGUGGUAUACGUAUUGUGUGACUCCUCUGGAGACAGAAUUCUGUGGUAUACGUAUUGUGUGACUCCUCUGGAGACAGAAUUCUGUGGUAUACCUAUUGUGUGACUCCUCUGGAGACAGAAUUCUGUGGCAUACCUACUGUGUGACUCCUAUGGAGUCAGAAUUCUGUGGCAUACCUACUGUGUGACUCCUCUGGAGACAGAAUUCUGUGGUAUACGUAUUGUGCGACUCCUCUGGAGACAGAAUUCUGUGGUAUACGUAUUGUGUGACUCCUCUGGAGACAGAAUUCUGUGGUAUACGUAUUGUGUGACUCCUCUGGAGACAGAAUUCUGUGGCAUACCUACUGUGUGACUCCUCUGGAGACAGAAUUCUGUGGCACACCAAUUGUGCGACUCCUCUGGAGACAGAAUUCUGUGGUAUACGUAUUGUGUGACUCCUCUGGAGACAGAAUUCUAUGGCAUACUAAUAAGACAAGGUGAUCAUAAUGUGUGUAAAUGAAAAUCCAGGUUUCAGGGAAAUUGGAUGGACGAAGGUCACUCCAUGAUCAAAGCUUUGAUGGAUAAAUACUGCAAUUCUAGUUGUUUCACAGGUUAGUAGGGAAAUAAAGACAAACAAAUUCAUUUAUAUUUGUAAUAUUUAUUAUUUUUCACGUUGAUAUUUCUUGCUUUUUCUACAGCACUAUGUAGAAAGAUUUAACACCAAGGCAGACAAUGUACACACUUGUAAUAUUUAAUUGUAUAUCGGAACUUGACACUGUCAAACUAGAGCUUACAGACCACAAUGAGAGUGCAUUGAAGGUCCACGACUACAGGGUAGUGUAGAGUGUAGCGACGGCCAACGACUACAGGGUAGUGUAGAGUGUACAGACGUCCCACGACUACAGGGUAGUGUAGAGUGUACCGACGUCUCAUGACUACAGGGUAGUGUAGAGUGUACAGACGUCCCACGACUACAGGGUAGUGUAGAGUGUAGCGACGGCCAACGACUACAGGGUAGUGUAGAGUGUACAGACGUCCCACGACUACAGGGUAGUGUAGAGUGUACAGACGUCCCACGACUACAGGGUAGUGUAGAGUGUAGCGACGGCCCACGACUACAGUGUACCGACGUCCCAUGACUACAGGGUAGUGUAGAGUGUACAGACGUCCCACGGCUACAGGGUAGUGUAGAGUGUACAGACGUCCCACAACUACAGGGUAGUGUAGAGUGUACAGACGUCCCACAACUACAGGGUAGUGUAGAGUGUACCAAUGACCCGUGGUACUGAAUGUUACACUUGACGUAGGUCAUUUAUAAUUUGACAGCCAUUGAAUCUUACAGCCAACUAAUACAUAACUUAAAUGAAUUAAUAAACAGAAUAAUUCUAUUCUCUUGAAUAUUUCAUAUUAAAUAGCUGAGGCAGUCUUAUUAAUGCUAUUCUGACAUCUUACUGCAACAAUAACAGGAUUGAAAUCACAAACAAUUAAUGGUUACGUACAUUCAUACAUUUUCAAUUCACCACCUGUAUGAACAAAUCAGUACAAAGUUAAAUAGAAUCUAUUUCCAGCAGUGCUAGAUUCCAACAGUCUGCUGCUAUGUCUAGUGUAACAACAAGGACUCGGGAGGCUCACAGGAGGUAAAGUGGAUACGCCGCGCAGGGGAGAUGAUUACAAGUAUUGGGAGGUAAAGUGGAUACGCCGCGCAGGGGAGAUGAUUACAGGUGUGUUGGGAGGUAAAGUGGAUACGCCGUGCAGGGGAGAUGAUUACAGGUGUUGGGAGGUAAAGUGGAUACGCAGCGCAGGGGUGAUGAUUACAAGUGUUGGGAGGUAAAGUGGAUACGCAGCGCAGGGGAGAUGAUUAAAAGUAUUGGGAGGUAAAGUGGAUACGCCGCGCAGGGGAGAUGAUUACAGGUGUGUUGGGAGGUAAAGUGGAUACGCCACGCAGGGGAGAUGAUUACAAGUGUUGGGAGGUAAAGUGGAUACGCCGCGCAGGGGAGAUGAUUACAGGUGUUGGGAGGUAAAG
Messenger RNA from Pecten maximus, 7218 nucleotides. Its product is annotated as NADH dehydrogenase [ubiquinone] 1 alpha subcomplex assembly factor 4-like. Lineage: Eukaryota; Metazoa; Mollusca; Bivalvia; Pectinida; Pectinidae. The coding region runs from base 53 to 904 and encodes 283 amino acids. The transcript is spliced from 3 exons. Gene Ontology annotation, cellular component: mitochondrion. The record is from RefSeq and is a predicted model, not a curated record. Gene Ontology annotation, biological process: mitochondrial respiratory chain complex I assembly.